Molecule: messenger RNA, 1402 nt
Organism: Engraulis encrasicolus (European anchovy)
Lineage: Eukaryota; Metazoa; Chordata; Actinopteri; Clupeiformes; Engraulidae
Gene: elavl1b
Product: ELAV like RNA binding protein 1b
Exons: 8
Coding region: 146-1255 (369 amino acids)
Cellular component (GO): ribonucleoprotein complex
Molecular function (GO): RNA binding
Source: RefSeq, a predicted model, not a curated record
AAGCAAGAUAGGUUGCUGUGGGUGACGCGCGCUAGGCAGGCACACAGUUAGGAAUCAUCCCAAGAUCGAAUCACCGUAGGUAUUAUCACCUUCAGGCGAAGGAAGGAUUACGUUUUGUCGUGUCUGAGUCAUCAAUCUUGUCAUCAUGGCUGUCAGAAGGGGCCACAUCCGGUACCUCAAAGUGUGUGAAGUGCAAAGCUGUGGUGGUGCCGACAGAGACAUCAAACCUGAUUUCAAUCUACCACAGGAGCCGUAUGACAACGGCUAUGAGGAUCACAUGGGAGACGACGCCAAAGACGCCAAGACCAACCUGAUAGUGAACUACCUGCCACAGAACAUGAGUCAGGACGAGCUGCGCUCGCUCUUCAGCAGCAUUGGCGAGGUGGAGUCUGCCAAGCUCAUUAGAGACAAAGUGGCAGGUAAUCCUAAUCAGAGAAACCAGAGCCACAGUUUAGGGUACGGAUUUGUUAACUUUGUAAACCCUAGUGAUGCAGAAAGGGCCAUCAGUACACUCAAUGGCCUGAGACUUCAGUCUAAGACUAUCAAGGUGUCAUAUGCGCGUCCGAGCUCUGAGAGCAUUAAGGAUGCGAACCUGUACAUCAGCGGGCUGCCCAAGAACAUGACGCAGAAGGACGUGGAGGACAUGUUCCUGCGCUUCGGACGCAUCAUCAACUCACGAGUCCUCGUGGACCAAGCAACAGGUCUGUCUCGAGGCGUGGCGUUCAUCCGCUUCGAUAAGCGCAUGGAGGCGGAAGAAGCCAUCAAGCACUUAAACGGCAGCAAGCCGCCUGGCGCCCCUGAGCCAAUCACCGUCAAGUUCGCCGCCAACCCCAACCAGGCCAGGAACUCCCAGCUGAUCUCGCAACUCUACCACAACCAAUCGCGUCGCUUCGGUGGACCCGUGCACCACCAGGCUCAGAGGUUCAGGUUUUCUCCGAUGAGCGUGGACCACAUGGGGGGCGUGUCGAGCAUGAACGUGGCGGGCGGCAACUCGACGUCGGGCUGGUGCAUCUUCAUCUACAACCUGGGCCAGGACGCGGACGAGGGCAUCCUGUGGCAGAUGUUCGGACCCUUCGGCGCCGUCACCAACGUCAAGGUCAUCCGCGACUUCAACACCAACAAGUGCAAAGGCUUCGGGUUCGUUACCAUGACGAAUUACGAGGAGGCCGCCAUGGCCAUCGCCAGCCUCAACGGAUAUCGCCUAGGCGACAAAGUCUUGCAGGUGUCUUUCAAAACCAGCAAGAACCACAAAUAAGACUGUUUGUUUGUUUAUUUUGUUGUCGUUUUUUCUCUAUACAGCGUUUGGAGGGGAAAGGAGGCACAUUUGUAAAGCCUGAUUGAAGUGUUUUUUGUUUUACUUUUUUUCUUUUUUAACUGUACAAAUACACUUUCUACAUCUUAA